CUUCGGUCACGUGGUUCGGCAUCAGCGGGGCCUGGAUCUCCCGGGUGCCAGGCCACGUGUGCUAGCUACUCCUUCCGAUUGGCUGUGCUGGACCAAUUUGAACGGCGUACGGAAGCCGCCUUGGCUCAUCCAAGGCCGCGUUUUCUUUCUUUUUUUUUUUAAUUCCCUCUCUUUGGCUCCCUCCUUCCGCGCGAGUCUCCUGAGAAGCCACAGCGCAAGGCCCCGCCGCUGCCGCCCCGGGCCUGCUCGCCUUGCGCCAUGGACUGGCAGCCAGAUGAGCAGGGCCUGCAGCAGGUCCUACAACUGCUCAAAGACUCGCAGUCACCCAACACAGCCACACAGCGUAUAGUGCAGGAUAAACUCAAACAGCUGAACCAGUUUCCUGACUUCAACAACUACCUGAUCUUCGUCCUGACCAGACUCAAGUCAGAAGAUGAGCCGACUCGCUCUCUCAGUGGUCUCAUCCUCAAGAACAACGUGAAGGCGCAUUACCAGAGCUUUCCACCGCCUGUGGCUGACUUCAUCAAACAGGAGUGUCUCAACAACAUCGGUGACGCCUCCUCUCUCAUCCGAGCCACCAUAGGCAUUCUCAUCACCACCAUCGCUUCCAAGGGUGAGCUGCAGAUGUGGCCUGAGCUGCUGCCCCAGCUGUGCAACUUGCUCAACUCAGAGGAUUACAACACGUGUGAGGGAGCCUUUGGAGCCCUGCAGAAGAUCUGUGAAGACUCGUCUGAGCUCCUGGAUAGUGAUGCUCUCAACAGGCCCCUCAACAUCAUGAUCCCCAAGUUCCUGCAGUUCUUUAAGCACUGCAGCCCCAAGAUCCGGUCCCAUGCCAUCGCCUGCGUGAACCAGUUCAUCAUGGACCGGGCGCAGGCGCUGAUGGACAAUAUUGACACCUUCAUCGAGCACCUCUUUGCCCUGGCUGUGGACGAUGACCCCGAGGUACGGAAGAAUGUAUGCCGCGCUCUGGUGAUGCUGCUGGAAGUGCGAAUCGACAGGCUUAUCCCCCACAUGCAUAGCAUUAUCCAGUACAUGCUGCAGAGGACCCAGGACCACGAUGAGAAUGUGGCCCUUGAGGCCUGUGAGUUCUGGCUGACGCUGGCCGAGCAGCCUAUCUGCAAGGAAGUUCUGGCCUCCCACCUUGUCCAGUUGAUCCCCAUCCUGGUAAAUGGGAUGAAGUACUCGGAAAUUGACAUCAUCCUGCUCAAGGGGGAUGUGGAGGAGGACGAGGCGGUCCCUGAUAGUGAGCAGGACAUUAAGCCACGCUUCCACAAGUCGCGCACAGUGACGCUACCCCAUGAGGCUGAGCGGCCUGACGGCUCUGAGGACGCAGAAGAUGAUGAUGAUGAUGAUGCUUUGUCCGACUGGAAUCUGAGGAAGUGCUCGGCAGCUGCACUGGACGUCUUGGCCAACGUCUUCCGGGAGGAACUACUGCCCCACCUCCUUCCUCUGCUCAAGGGCCUCCUCUUCCACCCUGAGUGGGUGGUCAAAGAGUCGGGCAUCUUGGUACUGGGCGCCAUCGCUGAGGGCUGUAUGCAGGGCAUGGUGCCCUACCUGCCCGAGCUGAUCCCGCAUCUCAUCCAGUGCCUGUCAGACAAGAAGGCCCUGGUCCGCUCCAUCGCCUGCUGGACACUGAGCCGCUACGCCCAUUGGGUGGUCAGCCAGCCACCCGACAUGCACCUCAAGCCUCUGAUGACGGAACUGCUCAAGCGCAUCCUGGAUGGCAACAAGAGGGUGCAGGAGGCAGCCUGCAGUGCCUUCGCCACCCUGGAGGAAGAGGCCUGCACGGAGCUGGUGCCCUACCUCAGCUAUAUUCUGGACACCCUUGUCUUUGCCUUUGGCAAGUACCAGCACAAGAACCUGCUCAUCCUCUAUGAUGCCAUUGGCACCCUGGCCGACUCUGUGGGUCACCACCUCAACCAGCCGGAAUACAUCCAGAAGCUGAUGCCUCCACUCAUUCAGAAGUGGAAUGAGCUCAAGGAUGAAGACAAGGACCUCUUCCCUCUGUUGGAGUGUCUGUCAUCCGUGGCCACUGCCCUGCAGAGCGGCUUCUUGCCCUACUGCGAGCCUGUCUACCAGCGCUGUGUCACCCUGGUGCAGAAGACGCUGGCCCAGGCCAUGAUGUACACUCAGCACCCUGAACAGUAUGAGGCCCCCGACAAGGACUUCAUGAUCGUGGCACUAGACCUGCUCAGCGGCCUGGCUGAGGGCCUGGGUGGCCAUGUGGAGCAGCUGGUGGCCCGCAGCAACAUCAUGACAUUGCUGUUCCAAUGCAUGCAGGACUCAAUGCCCGAGGUCCGGCAGAGCUCCUUUGCCCUCCUGGGAGAUCUCACCAAAGCCUGCUUCAUCCAUGUCAAGCCCUGUAUUGCUGAGUUCAUGCCCAUCUUGGGCACCAACCUGAACCCCGAGUUCAUCUCUGUCUGCAACAAUGCCACCUGGGCCAUUGGGGAGAUCUGCAUGCAGAUGGGGGCAGAGAUGCAGCCCUACGUGCAAAUGGUCCUCAACAACCUGGUGGAGAUCAUUAACCGGCCCAACACACCCAAGACACUGCUGGAAAACACAGGUCGCCUGACGAGUCCCUCUGCCAUUCCAGCCAUCACCAUCGGCCGCCUGGGCUACGUGUGCCCACAGGAGGUGGCACCCAUGCUGCAGCAGUUCAUCCGGCCUUGGUGCACGUCCCUCAGGAACAUCAGGGACAACGAGGAGAAGGACUCGGCCUUCCGAGGCAUCUGCAUGAUGAUAGGCGUCAACCCUGGGGGCGUUGUGCAGGACUUUAUUUUCUUCUGCGACGCUGUAGCCUCCUGGGUGAGCCCGAAGGAUGACCUUCGGGACAUGUUUUAUAAGAUUCUCCAUGGCUUCAAAGACCAGGUUGGGGAGGAGAACUGGCAGCAGUUCUCAGAGCAGUUCCCACCGCUGCUCAAGGAAAGGCUGGCUGCCUUCUACGGGGUCUAGAGGAGUGUAUCGACUGCCAGGUUUCUGUCUGCGUCGUCUUGGAGGGGAUGCUGGGGAUCGCACUGCGUCCAGAAGUCACUGUGCCCUGGUCGAGGGGGGUUAGGGAGGAGUGAGUGGGACCCAAAUCCAGACGCCUUCCCUGUCCAUGUACCUGCCUGUGUGGCCAGCCAGUGGCGGGCAGGUGGGUGGGGUCUCCAUGCUCAUCCUACAAAUGGGAGGGGGGUGGGACUUCUUGGUGGCAAGAGCCCCUUGCUCUAAGCAGGGUCACCUCAGGCAGCCCACUUGGGCCAGCCACAUGGGAGGGAAGAAUGAACAUGGCCAACCGAAUCUGGCAUAGGAUGAGGCAGGGGGAAAGCAGGCGGGGAGGGUGGGGUCCCUGUAGAGACAUAACUCAUGUACACAUGUGACCACACGCAUGUGCGGGCACUGCAGCCAACCAGGCCAGGCCAGCCGCCCCCCAUUCCCUCGACUGCAUGGAGACAGUAGAAUUAGUGAACCCCUGAGUUAACCCAUAAGGCCUUCCGUGUAACUUGCAUCUAGAGUUUAAGAAGCUUCUGCCGUUUUGCCAGAAUUGGCGGUGAUUGGGGAGGGCUGGGUGGGUUGGGGGCCUCCGCCAGGAGCCCGGGGCGGGGGGAAGAGGAUGGCCACGUUGGGGCUGCGCGGUCAGCAUGUGUACGCUUCGGACUUGCUCCGCAUACUUCCUGCCAGCUCUGUGGCAGCCUCAGCCAAUGUGUCCCUCUCCUUGUCCUGUCCCAGCCUGAAGAGUGGGGACCACUGGAGCAGCUGGGGCUGGCCAGAGGUCCCCCUUUCUCCCUAUCUUGUGCUCCAGUGACUUUUGAAGACACUGGGGUGGGGUUUUUUUUCUGGAAGAGAGCUGGGGUUGGUCACAGCUGCUGACACCUACUCCCUGUCUCUCUCCAUAAGCAAAUCCAUUUCAAGGGCGGGUCAUUUCUCUGUGCUUCUGAGAGUCCUCUUCAAGUUCCGGGCCCAAGUUCUAACACAAGGGCUGGGGCAUGUAAUUGAUGAUGAAAAGGGACUAAGGCUUAUACUUUGCCAGCAAGAAAGAAACUGAGGGCUUGGAGGAGGAGAAAGGUGGUGCCCUCCCCUGACAUCCUGAGCCCAAAGCCUUCCUGUUUAUCACAGCUCCCAGUGGGCCCUGAGACCCACUAGAUUGAGGCAGUGAUUCUAGGGACCCUUCUGGGAUUGGUGGGGAUGUAGUCACAGUGGGAGAGGCUCUCCUGGAACAGGAGCGAGUGUGGAUAUUUCCCAUUUGGAGACUCAAACCGGGCCCUGCAGCAUCCUUAAUGUUUUCCUUUUUCUGCUUUCUAUUUCUUUGGGGGCCCUUUUUGGGGGUUUGGAGGGUUUGACUGGAUUCCUGCAUCGUGGGUCCUGCUCCAUCCAUCCCACCGGGGCCCUGGACCCCACCUCCGUCAUAGCCCUGUGUCUCCUCAGACAGGGUGUGGCCCUGUGUCUAUUCCAAGGGGCACUUGGUGCACAUUCCGUAAACUCAGCUGGUUCCUCCCCUCCUUUGAAACUCCAGCAGGUCUCUGGAAGCCAUUUGUAA
Messenger RNA from Pteropus alecto (black flying fox), 4516 nucleotides. RefSeq names its product transportin 2 (gene TNPO2). The transcript is spliced from 25 exons. The record is from RefSeq and is a predicted model, not a curated record. Gene Ontology annotation, biological process: protein import into nucleus. The coding region runs from base 259 to 2952 and encodes 897 amino acids. Gene Ontology annotation, molecular function: small GTPase binding; nuclear import signal receptor activity. NCBI's taxonomy places the organism in Eukaryota, Metazoa, Chordata, Mammalia, Chiroptera, Pteropodidae. Gene Ontology annotation, cellular component: cytoplasm; nucleus.